UUUGUUUAAAAGGAAAAAAAAUUAUUUAAAUAUAUUUAAAAGAGCUAAUUAUGAUUGAUUCCGAGGAGGAUAUGGUACCAGCAACUCCGGAAAUAAAAAGUAGAAAGAUAAAAGUAAAAGUAUUAAGCCCAAAAAACGAAAACGAACAUAUUGAUAAUAAAAAAAGAACAAUAUCUCCAUCAUGUAGUAAUCAUAACUUAGAAAAGAAAUUUAAGAAAGCUCAAAUUGAAAAUGCGGAUCCUCUUACGAUUCAUAAAUGUUUAGAGAAAUCACCAAUUUUAACAAAACGCUGGCCAGCUAAAUCAUCACCUAGAAAAUCACCUAAAAAGAUUUCCCCUAAGAAAGCACGUUCACCUAAGAAGAAAUUAUUUGAGACAACUCACGAUGUAAAUAUGUUUAAAGUUGAGGUGAUCGAUAAUUUUGUUAAAGUAACACCAAGUAAAUCAAGUUGUGCACCAUCCUUGUCGCCUAAAAAAAGAAGUUCAGAGAAGAAACAAAGUUCCAUUUUACAAUAUACCUCUCCAUCUUUAUCAUCUCGGUUUCAAACGGAAAUGAAAACACCUCCACAGGAAAAAACACCAAGUAAAAAUAUAACACCAUCAAUGUCACGAGUUAAAGUUAAAUUACAUUUCGAAAAAUUAAAUUGUGAUGAUUUAAUUGAAAAGAAUUUAAAGAUUGAAGUAAAAAAUGAAUAUAUGGAAUUGAUGGGGGAUGAUUUUUCUGAUUUUUUCGAGAACGAUGUGGAUUUAAAACUGCCUGAAGAAAUAUACUCAUUAGAUUUAAGCCAACCUCAACAUUGUAAAGUAUUAAGUUUUAAUAAAAUAGAUAAGAAUAAAAUGGAGAUUAUCGUUAAAUCGACUAAAAGCGAUGAAAAAGCUAAAUGUGUUUUAGAAGGAUUUUGGAUCCACACAAACUUCGAUGUUAAAGCGGAAAUUUAUUUACAAGGAAUUAAAUUAAAUAACGAGCCAUUUUGGAGGGUUACAAACAAGGAGGGUUUAUUAGUUUAUGAACCUAAUCUUUUAAUUUCAAGCACCUCCGUCGUUGGGGCAUUAUUUUGUAAGAGAAGAGCCGUUUUUAGGACAUAUUUCGCCGGAUUUGAACCCGAAAAUAAAGUCAUGAUAAUUGGAGUUUUAGUCCAUAGUUUAUUACAAAACGUUUUAAAAUCAAAAGCGAAUACUCUACGUCAAAUUGAGACUAUUUUAAAAGCUUUAUUAACCACGAAAGAUUCAGUUAAAAUGCUUUAUCGAACAUCUUUAACUUUAGAAGAAAUCAAAGAAGAAAUCUCAACUUUUAUACCGAGAAUAUUAAAAUUUAUACAAGUUUAUUUUUUCGAUAAAACCGAUACAAACAUAAAUAAUUGGAAAGGUCAUAUUGAUUCCAUUAAAGAUAUUGAGGAAAAUAUUUGGUGCCCCGAAUUAGGUAUGAAAGGUAAAAUCGACGUCACAUUAAAAAUCGAUGACGAGAAAAUGAUGCCGCUUGAGAUAAAAACAGGAAGAACCACCGUUUCUUUAGAACACCGAGGGCAAGUUAUGAUUUAUAUAAUGAUGAUGCUCAAACUCGGUUAUAACGUCUCAUCAGGGUUAUUACUUUACUUAAAAGAAGGCGAUUUAAAAGAAAUUAAAAUCAACGAGAGCGAAAAGCGCGAUAUUAUUCUACUUAGAAAUGAUUUGGCGUAUUUCCUAAAACAAAGAGUACAAUUAAAAAGAAACGAUAAAGACGAGAAAACAUUAGAAUCUAUGAAAUUACCCGAACCAAUUCAUCAUCACAGCGCUUGCGGAAAAUGUCCUUAUAACAUUAUUUGUUGCGCUUAUUUAAGUAAGGAAAAUUAUGAUUUAUCUUCGAAUGUGAGCUUAAAGGAGGUUAGCAAAAGCGUUUUGAGUCAUCUAAGUGAAUCUCAUAUUAACUAUUUCAUACAUUGGACUAAUUUAUUGGAUUUGGAGAGUUCGCAACAUGUUCAUAAAGAUAUUAGUAGUAUUUAUACUAUUUUACCAGAAGAAAGAGAAAAGCAAGGGAAAUGUUUAUCAAAUCUAAAUCUAAUUGGAUGUAUCGCCGAUGCAGAUGGAUUUUAUAAACACACAUUUAAGAAAAUCACCGAAACAACGACAUUAUUAAUCUCAGGUUUAAACGAAAGCAGCUAUGUGGUUAUAAGUACUAAUGAAAGACCGGCCGUUGCAUCAGGAUUAGUCACAUAUAUCGAUCACACAACAAUAAUAGUCGAAUUAGAAAGAAACCUUCAAGAUCGGUACAAAAACUCACCAUUCCACAUUGAUUCUUACGACUCAACGAGCGCAAAUUCGUUUAAUUUAUCGAAUUUAGCGCUUUUACUUGAAGAUACGGAAACGUCGCAACGUCUUCGCGAUUUAAUUAUCGAUAAGAAGCCUCCAAAUUAUUUAAAGAAAUUACCAAGAAUUGUUGCGACGAAAGCGCCGCCGAUUUUACAACGAUUAAAUGCGGUGCAACAACAGGCUGUUUUAAAGGUGCUUACCGCUGAAGAUUACGUUCUUAUUAAAGGGUUACCCGGGACGGGAAAAACCGCUACGAUUGUUGCUUUAGUUGAGUUAUUAACGGAAAUAGGAAAAUCUGUGUUAAUUACGAGUUAUACACAUAAUGCUGUGGAUAACGUUUGUUUACGAUUAAAAAGAAGAGGGGUUAAAGUGUUAAGAUUAGGUUCCCAAGGAAGGAUCCAUUCUGAUUUAAUUGAUAUGUCCGAAUUUGAGUUAACUAAGAAUUGUCAAAGUGUUGAGGAGCUUGAAAAAGUUUAUAACGAGGCGAAAGUUUUAGCCGUUACAUGUUUGGGAUCAAAACAUCCCGUUUUGAGUAAACGUACCCUCGAUGUUUGUUUGAUCGAUGAAAGUACUCAAGCGUUACAAUGCUCGUUGUUUAGGGCUUUAUCGGUUUGUAAGAAAUACGUGUUUAUUGGAGACCCCAAUCAAUUACCUCCGUUAGUUAAAAGUGAAGAUGCUCGAUUAAAAGGAAUGUCGGAGACGGUGUUUGAUCGCCUACAAAGUGAUGUUGGAAUGGUUACUUUGAAUAUUAAUUAUCGGAUGAAUGCGACAAUAACGGAUAUAGCUAAUAAGUUUAUGUACGAUGGGGAAUUAAAGAUUGGAAAAGAUUCGAUUUCAAAUGCAACGCUUAAUUUUGAUACAUCGAUACAUAAUAUAACCAAGAAAAAAUGGAUCUUAGAAACACUCAGCACGAAAUUAAAAGAUUCCGUUAAGAUAUUAGACACGGGAAAAACCCACUUGUUAAAUUACAAUUUCAAUUUCUCCGAAAAACUUUCUUCUAACGAUGAAUUAAAGUGCUCAAAUCUUUAUGAAACUGCGAUUAUUUAUAAAUUAAUUAAAAUUUUAUUAAAACUUGGAAUUCCGUAUUCAAAUGUAGGGGUUAUAGCACCUUAUCGCGCGCAAGUAGCUCAAUUAUCAAGCGUUUUGGUUGAAACUAAAAUAGAUGUGAGCACUGUCGAUCAAUUUCAAGGGCAAGAUAAAAGCGUGAUUAUUUAUUCUUGUACCAAAUCAACGCCUGAUUUAAAAAUAACAAAAUUUGAUAUAUUGGAAGAUAAGAGACGGUUGAACGUUGCUUUAACGAGAGCUAAACAUAAAUUAAUUAUAAUUGGUGAUGUUGAAACCGUUGGGAAGUAUUCAACUUUUGGGAAAUUGUUUAAAUUUGUUGAUUCUGAUAAUUUUAUUAGAUUGGAAAAUGGAAAUUUGGAUUUUGAUUGGGGAGAAGUUGCCGAUUUAAAAUUGGAAUGAGUUUAUCACAUUUUUUUAAUUAUUUUUAUAUUUAUUUGUAACUUAAGUUAUAAUAAAAGUAUAAAUAAA
This is a messenger RNA of Onthophagus taurus, 3818 nucleotides long. RefSeq names its product DNA replication helicase/nuclease 2 (gene Dna2). Gene Ontology annotation, biological process: replication fork reversal. The record is from RefSeq and is a predicted model, not a curated record. Gene Ontology annotation, cellular component: cytoplasm. NCBI's taxonomy places the organism in Eukaryota, Metazoa, Arthropoda, Insecta, Coleoptera, Scarabaeidae. Gene Ontology annotation, molecular function: single-stranded DNA helicase activity; 5'-flap endonuclease activity.